Dracunculus medinensis (Guinea worm) is the source of this 3888-nucleotide messenger RNA. The record is from the annotation of a GenBank genome assembly. NCBI's taxonomy places the organism in Eukaryota, Metazoa, Nematoda, Chromadorea, Rhabditida, Dracunculidae.
AUGUUGGAGGAACGAAUAAAAGAAGGAUUUGGUCCGCUUAUUGCUAUACUUACAUCAGAUGCUGUUGAAACAAUUAUUGCAAAAAAUAAAUUAACUUUUGCCGAAUUGCUUUUACCCUUUCGUAUCAUUAAUUGCACAUUGAAAGAUCCAUCUGGUCAAUCAACAACUUCUCGAAUUCAUUUUGAUUUUCGAGAUCUUCGUCGAGAUGGUUUUCUGCUAAGUUUAACUGUAUUGCCCUCUGUUCUUCAUGAAGCUGUUUCGGCGGUAGCGUCUACUUCCGAUACUGAGCUUGCUGCAACUGUCCUCUGUGAAUCAUUAUUGCAUUGGGCUGAACCUACAGAAUAUGAAUUUUUACAUACAUAUCUAGCUUGUAUGUUUGUAAUUUCAUCAAAUGAUUCUGACCCAAUGAACGAAUUGGCCAAAUUAGUGCAUAUGCAACAUUCACAACAGCAUGGAGGUUCAACAAAUGCUGUAGGACCGGCGCAUUGUGUUCCACCUAAAUGGUUAUUACCAAAUAUUUAUAAAUUUUACGUUUUACUUCAUGAUCUGUCAGCCGAUAAUGAUUCAAGGUUUUUUUGUAAAAUUCAAACAAAUGAAUUAUUUUCAUCGAUGUGUUCAACUUAUGGUGUUCAAAAUUGUCAUUUGUUACGAAUUAAUUCGGGAAAAAAUGUUGGACUACCUGAUAUAUGGGAAAAUAUUUUAGAAAAACGGUAUCGUGGAUUACAGAAUGGCUUGAUUCUUGCUAGGAAAAAUGUUCUUUCAAAAAGCGGUGUUGCAACUGAUAUUGCUCAAAAUUCUUAUAAAUCAGUGGAUUUAAUGAAUUCGUUGGAUAAUACUCAUAGUGAAAAAUCCCUGCGUGGUCAAUUUUUAACAGUUGAGGAUCGUGAAAAUAUUACGAAAUUUGUUGAUUCAAUGUUUAAAACUGGAUUGAUCCCAUUUUUUGAGCGACAGAUUAGUAUUUUAAAUGAACAGAUCACAGCAAGGCGUGGUAUUAGCAAGUCAUUUGCAACAGGAAUGAGAAAAUGGUUCGGUACUACAUCUCAGCCAAGCCUUGGUUCAAACAUCACAUAUUCAAUGGAAAGCACGGAAAUGCAGACCAGGCGUUUAGCAGAUUUAAGUUUUAUAUUUGGCUUAUAUUCAUAUGCAUAUCAAGUAUAUCAGAAUAUCAAAAAAGAAUUUGCUGUUGAUCAAGCUUGGUUGUAUCAUGCAGGUGCUUUGGAAAUGACUGCUAUUUCCGCUUUUCUAAAUACACCUCAAAUAACUGCAAAACAAUAUCCAGCUCAUUAUAUGGACAACGCAAUUGGUUAUUAUUCUAACUGUGGACGAUCUGUUGAAAUUAUCAGAGCAGCUCUACUAAGUACACUGAUUCUUACGUCAUUAGAAAUGUAUGUGGAAUCGGCGACACAGUUGUUAAAACUCACUGUUCUUGAAAAUGACCUUUAUAGUGGUAUAUUAUUGGAAAGGGCUUCAAAUUGUUUUGGAAUGGCAAAAAUGAUCAGAAAGAUGGCUUUUCAUUAUGUUCUUGCUGGUCAUCGAUUACAUAAAGCCGGUCAAAAGAGUUUAUCGCUGGAAUGUUAUAGGCGUGCCCUUCCGGAAUAUGCUGGAAAGAACUGGCAGUUUGCUGAGGAUCAUAUACUGUAUACGUUAGUGAAUGAAAAUAAACAAAGUUCAGAAACAUUUGCAUUAUGCGAGCGUUUAAUACGUGCGGAAUCUCAGCAAAAUGCAGAACAACAACAGCUCUUUCUUAAAGCUUACAUAUCGUUAUUGAUUCAGCAGUCAAAUUUGCAUAAAAUUAUGCCGACAGUUAAAAUCCCUUUGGUUAACAUGCAAAAUAUAGCGACAAUUUAUGGCAAUGUACCCCUUAUUUUGCCUCCAGAAGUCGAGCAUGGCAAUGAUCAAUUUUGGAAAGAAUUAGAACAAAAUGCAUUUCAAAUCAUCGCUGAGGAAUCGGACAUUUUUAGGCCAUCACCAACAGUUAGCUGUUCAGCAACAAAUAAUGCAAAAAUACAUUUCACUCCACCUUAUGAGAAAUUUCGAGUGUUCAUCGAAUUGAAAAACCCGCUAGAAGUGCCUUUGCAGAUUAAACAGGCGCAUUUAGAUGUCAAAGGUCACCUUGCCUGUUUUCAGCAAAAUUUUAUCGAUACGGUUAGUUCACUAUCUAUAAUUUUGGAUGCACAUAGCGAUUGGACUGUUUUUGAGUUUUUUGUAUUUCCCAAUGAUAAAUUGAACGAAUUAACUGUAUGUGGAUUAAUCUUUGAUCUUUUUCUGGAUGGAUUAUCGGUCACUUGUCAGAUUCCACUUGUCAUUCGCGGUCCGCGCCUUUAUAGCACAAAAAAACAAAUUACUUCUGUUAUAUAUGGAGUUGACCAUAGAUUGAAAGCUCAUGUUUCGACAGAUCAGUGGCCGCUUCUCAAUAUCGAAAUGCCUUUACCUAAAUAUAUUGAUCUUUUCUGCGGCCAGUUUUAUCGUUUUAAUUGUACUUUUACGAAUACUGGCUCUGUGCCUGUAAAAAAUAUUUCGCUGGUUACCAAUCAGGCUGAAUGUUUAUCCAUAUUUGAAGAAGUACAAGAUGGUGAUAAUAUAAACAGAUGGAAGUUGGCUUGGUGCACCACUUCAAAAAACAACAAAAAUGUUUUAAUAUUCAAAUUGCAAAAUUCUGUUACUGCUGUUGGUGAAUCAAGAAGGUUAAAGGUUGCAUUGCGUGCUCCACAAAUAGAUACUGAUGCUUUUAAUGUUUGUUUAUUAUUUUAUUAUCGUGGAAUCAAUGGUUUAUUUAGAGAGGAAAGAUUUUCUACCAUGUUAAAAGCUAAAAAACUGCUGAAAGUAUCGCUUAGACUAAUUGACCUCGCUGAAGGAUCUUAUGUGCUUAAUCUUAAAAAUGACACAAGUCUUGAAUCUGUCCUAGUUAAAGUGGAGCUUUUGCGACUUCGUUUAGCGCAAAACUUCCAUUCAAAUAAUGGACCAAUGUCUGCACAAUUUCGUCUUUUUUCUUCAACGUCUCGUUCAGAAUAUUUAUUUCAUUUUAUUAAUGUUUCAGUAAAAUUAGAUUGUGGUCAAUGUGAAAAUUUUUGUUUCCGAGCAGUCAACGAUGUUUCACUUAUGCAUUCGCCUGCAAAUAGUCAUCUUCCAUUUACCAGCUCAUCAAUGGAUCUUUGGUUGUCCAGUCCAGUCUCUGAUUUACCAGAAUGGCCCGUAUCUCCACUUAAGAUCUCUGAUGCGUGGAACAAACCAGAUGAGCAGAAAUCGUUACAAUUAUUCAAUUUAGGACUUUUGUGGAAAGCGAAUAUCGUAAAUACUGAUGGUUUAGUGUCAAAUGUUUUUGGGGAAAGUUUUAUUGAGAAUUCAUUUAUUAGCGAUUAUUCUACCGUUAAUGAAGAAAUAUCAAGAACUGAAUGCGUUUCUCCUUUAUUAUGUUCUGUGAGCACAGAAUCAGAUAUUAUAUUACAUGAUUUUAGCGUAAAAAGGCUUUGUCAAAUUCCGGUGCAAAUAAUGAUCUCAAAUCGAGAUAUCGAUUGUCGAAACUGUGAUGUUGUUUUGGAAUAUAUCACACCCAGUGAUAGUUUUCGAUUACCUCGAAUAAAUUCUGCAGAAACUCGCCUUCACUUAUCCUCAGCAUCUCAGCCAUUACCAUCAACAGCAUUUCUUCAACGAUCUUCUAUCUCGCAGCCGCUUAUUGUUGCUAAUCGCUCAGUAUUUCGAGCUAGAAUUUUGUAUGGGCACACUCAUAUUUUUCGAGUUAAAUUAAGUGUUCCAUGUGCAUCUGUCUAUAGUAUUUCAUGUUUUCGUGCAAAUGCGAGAUUUGAUAAUAGUGAAACUGUUGUGCCUAUCGUUAUACCCAAUGGUUAUGUAACUGUGAUAAUGAACGGGUCAAAUAGGAAUUUAGUAUAA